Molecule: messenger RNA, 1310 nt
Organism: Macroventuria anomochaeta
Lineage: Eukaryota; Fungi; Ascomycota; Dothideomycetes; Pleosporales; Didymellaceae
Exons: 1
Coding region: 71-1204 (377 amino acids)
Source: RefSeq, a predicted model, not a curated record
ACCACUUUGCAUUGUUCAGAGACCACCGCGUGCAACUACCGACUACGCCCAUGACACCCACACAGCCAAGAUGUUCAACGUACGCUCGAUCAUUCUGCUGGUCAUUUCCUACGUCGUAAUCCCACGCCUCACAUUCCUGCCACAGAAUGUGCACUCGCUGCUCAUACUGUUCGGGCCCUUUGUCCUCCCGCGCAUCAUGGACUGGUUCAACGUCGCCCGCGCAACGUCUCGAAGCGUCCCCAUACGGCCGACUCCACCGCGGGUGAGCAACGCACUCAACCUCCUCUUCGUUGCCGCCAUCGCCUGCCUGGCUCUGUCGCUAUCACGCUUCGCGCCCGAGAACAUAUUCCUCGCGACACAGAGCCACAUUCGCACCGAGACCAGCGUAUUGUUCGCCCGGUUGCGGCACCUCAGACCGCUUACGGAGGUCGACCAUGCGUUACGAUCGAAAUUCGAAGUCAACGGGCGCAACAAGCUCUACUAUCUGGCGUACGGUCCGGACACAUUGCUGAACUGUGUGUGGUGCACCACGGCGAACGGCAACGAUACCAACAACUACUUCCUGUACAGCCUGCCAAAGAUAGUCAUGCCGCACAUUUUCCAGCUUGCUGUGCUCGGCUUGGCUACCUCUUCGUUGGUUGGAACGGAAGGCUCGAGAUUUCGCACGCACGCGACCAUCAUAGGACUUGCGACUCUGAUUGUGGAGAUAUGGUUCAUAGCGACGUACGACAUCACGGUCAACAAGCGGGCAAAGUUCGUGCAGAACAUCGAUUCGAUAUACUGGCGCGUAAGGUUUCUGCGGUAUAUCAUCUUUGCAGUGCAGAAUAUUGGCAUGGCGUUUCUGCUUUGGGCUACUAGUACGAACCGCUGGCUUGCGAAGCCCGUCUCGAUCGCGGAACGAUUGGAGAUGGCGACACGCGUGGCUGAGGAGACCAUGAACAAGAUGCGCGCUCUUGGCCUCAUCACAAAUUCUGUCAAUCGCGAUUCAGCGCUUCGAGGCGUCAGAGAAGAGUACUGGAGGACAGAAGGCCAGGUCAUGUCAGAAACAGUCCAAGAGGAACCGGUCAUGGAGCAGAUCAACGCUGCAAUCAGCAAGAUGGAUUUUAAUGCGUUAGAAGGACGUGUGGGCGAAGUCGCAGAUGGCAUUCUGAAAGGCAUUGACGGUCUCCGACAACCUGGUCCAAUGGCUGAGGCAUCGUCUUAGAUCAUUCUUUCGUAUUGGGAAAUCGGUGAGGCGGAUAUAGAUGGCCAGGCUACCAGCGGUAUGUUCAGCACGAAGCUAUGCACUUCCCGGUAUUUAGGCUUAUCUC